Zingiber officinale is the source of this 508-nucleotide messenger RNA. RefSeq lists its product as uncharacterized. Lineage: Eukaryota; Viridiplantae; Streptophyta; Magnoliopsida; Zingiberales; Zingiberaceae. The transcript has a single exon. The coding region runs from base 35 to 247 and encodes 70 amino acids. The record is from RefSeq and is a predicted model, not a curated record.
UUCAGAGCACUACGUAGAGCAUCAAGGUAGAGGCAUGGCUGAUUGGGGGCCAGUGUUCAUGGCAGUGAUAUUGUUCAUCCUCCUCUCACCGGGCCUCCUGUUUCAAGUCCCUGGAAAGGCCCGGAUCAUCGAGUUCAGCAACUUUCAAACAAGUGGCGUCUCCAUUCUCGUCCACUCUAUAAUAUACUUUGGCCUCAUUUCCAUAUUCCUCCUCGCCGUUCAUGUUCAUAUGUACAUUGGAGGCUGAUCACUUUUCUUUAGUAUCAUGGCCGGAUGUUGGGAGCAGAUGGACGGCAUGGUUACUGCCUGGUCUUGCUUUCUUGUUAUUAGCUUCCUUGCUUGUGUUGGAGUUUAUUAUUACCUUGUUCGAGUUUUAAAGUCUUUAUCAUGACAUAAAUAAUUACUGUCUGCGCUUGAAUUCGGUUAAAGUUAAUAUGUGGAUUGGUUUCCAAUGGUUCCAAUUAAUUUUUUAGUACUCACCUCCUAUGGUGAUCAUAUUAAGUUAAAG